This is a messenger RNA of Ornithodoros turicata, 2592 nucleotides long. RefSeq names its product neprilysin-11-like. The transcript is spliced from 2 exons. Gene Ontology annotation, biological process: protein processing. Gene Ontology annotation, cellular component: plasma membrane. The coding region runs from base 48 to 2372 and encodes 774 amino acids. NCBI's taxonomy places the organism in Eukaryota, Metazoa, Arthropoda, Arachnida, Ixodida, Argasidae. The record is from RefSeq and is a predicted model, not a curated record. Gene Ontology annotation, molecular function: metalloendopeptidase activity.
ACGAGUAUUAAGCCUGAACACUUCUGAGAAUCCACCCGGUAGUCACAAUGCCAGACAGAGAAGAAUAUCCUAUUUUUCAGCGUAGUGACCAGAUUUUGCCAGAAACCAUGGGAUUCCGUUCGACGCAGGCGGCUAUAUUUAAAGGAUCAAGGCGAAAGCUGUUUCGGUCUCUUCCCGAAGCCGACAGAGAGGCCGGGCUCACCGUUUCAAUAUUGCUUGCACUGGGCAUCUUGACUGCUGGGAUUUCAAUAUUGCAGUUGGUCUCCAGAGAGAGCACGCGGCCUCAGAAUAUCAAGCAAGGCACCAACAGCUACGCACAUCAACCCGGGAAGUAUGCCAGAGACGGCAAAAGUGCCACUGGUACAGUUCAUAUUGAUGGCGGCGGAGCAGAUCAGGCUCAUCGAAACAGUCAGGCAACCAUUGGAGACAGAAUCCAAGAGGCCUCCAGGAGCAUCGUCAACACCAUCCAGCCCCAUAACCAAAGCCUCAAUGCCGGGAAUCUGGCCACUGAAGAAACAACGGUGGAAGACUACAAGCAACCAGAACCCGCGAAGGACACUUGCAAAACGGAUGGCUGCGUAGCUUUUGGAAAGUUUAUGCGUAAUUUCAUCAACAGCAGCAUCGAUCCAUGCGACGACUUUCAUGCUUUCGUAUCUGGGAGAGCUACGCUGGACUAUAACUACGUAGAAGCCGCUGCAAAUGAAGCUGCAGCCAUUGUGUCCAGGACUCUUAUGCGACGGAAAAUUGGUUCACAACUCUCACCACUGGACAAGGCGGCGACACUCUUUCAGGAAUGUUUGAGGGAAAAGACAUUAGAGGACAUCGUAACAGCUUACAAGUUUGCGAAUGAGAACGGCCUACACUUUGAUUACACAUCGGCUGCCGCUCUAAGUGACGACCCAGUGGCAGCUAUGAUACGUCUAGCGGCCUGGAUGGGCAACGGAAUUCUGUUCAGCAUGGACGUCUUUGCCGGUAAUGCAUGGGACUCGAAUGACAUCAUCAAGGCCCCCAUUGUUAUAAGGCCCAACGAAGAGUUUGUUGACUGGAUUACGGACCCGUCCGCACGACAUGACAGGUUGGCCAUACGGAAUCUUGUCGAAGCCUUCGACCGUGACCGGGGCAAUAUCGCCGACAUCGAAUCAAUACUGCUUAACUCUACUGACGUCAUCUACACAACAUGGAGUUCGGCUCGGGUUAUGGAAUCGGGUGAAUGGCACGGGAAGAUGAAAGAUUUGUCCACUAUAUCGCGCCAUAUCAAUUCGCAGGCUGUUCUGUCGCAGAUCAACAAGAAAGAACGGAUAUAUUCCUUUACAAACCAGGACAGCUUGCUAGUUACAAACGAAAGAUUGCUCGAGUUUAUCGACACCGUUGUUUCAUGCAACGACAAAACGUGGCUUACCAUUUAUUUAACAUACGAACUUCUCAGGCAAAUUGACCCCUAUGUAAGGCAGUUCAACAUGAACAUAUUCAUGGAAAAGUCUUCAACCCGUUGCCUCGCCCUGCUGCAGCCUUACAUGAGUGUUGUUGCCCACACUGACCUACUGCGGCAGCAUUUGAGCAGGGCUGACUACCAGCGCGUUGCCAGUAUCUACGAUGAAGUUAAGAAAGCUGCAGAGUCAUUCAGCGAUCAACGAGUGACGUCCUCAGUCUUAAACACCAUGUCUAUUCAAAUAGGGUACCCCGAAGACUUUCGAAACGAGGCCAAUCUCGAAAAGGUUUACGCCCACUUCCCAAAUAUGACCGGCGUUUUCUUCCAAGACUUCCUUGGUUGGAAAGCAGCACAGUACGGGUUCCGCAUGCAACCUCACAGUGACCUUUUAGACCGAUUUACCACCUUCGAACCGACAUCUGAUUACGAUGCAGCUCGUCACGCAAUCCUGCUCUAUGACACCAUACUUCUUCCGCAGACUUUCUACGGCGACGGUUCGGAUGCAGCCACGUACGGCGCCGUUGGAUCGGCUAUAGCACUCCAGAUUGGAAGGGCGCUUGACUCCGAAGGUGCUUGGGCUGAUGAAGCGUUGAAGCAGUGGCGGGCCAAUAGGAUUUCGUGUCUUCGAAAGAUGUUAAACUCUGACGCGGUAGAAGAGCACUUUGCGUCUUUCCUCUUUAUGCGUUCCCUUCGAAGUAGUUUCAUGAAUAGCCCUCAUAGCAGCAAGCGACGAGUUGUUGGCCUCGAAGAAUAUUCUGCCGAGCAAGUCUUCUUUAUGGCCUCCUGUAUCAUACACUUCGGCAGUGGCGUACGUACCCCAGGCAAUUGGACAAAUGCGGAACGGUGCAAUAAUCCGCUGAAGAAUUCGCCGGCCUUUGCUCACGCAUUCGGUUGUAGCAAGGGUUCCAAAAUGAAUUCCGGAAGGCAGUGCCUGCUCUGGUAAUCUACGACAACGCGCUUCUUGAUGGCGCUUCUGGAUGGCGCCAAAGCAAGGUAGCUUUCAUUGCUAUAAAAGGGCGAUCUGCUGUGCAGUGAUGCGUAUUCGCCGUUGUCGCUUUCAAAAAAGCAAGAAACGCAAUGUUUUAUUCCUUUUUAUGUAACGUAGCACUGUGUGUCAAAUAAACCACGAUACUGUCUAAAAAUAAAGCACCGUGUCUGAGAGA